CUUCUUGUUUUACAUUGCAAAAGGAGAAUUACAACCUUCCCACCUGGCAACCUCGUUCACCUCCACUGUAAACAUCAGAGCAGGCACGGUCCUCCGUAAUCCAAACCAUGACAACAACGUGACCAAUGGACCACAGCAAGUUCGGAGCUAGAUCAUGAAUGACAAACUAGUCUUCUUGGGCCUGCUGUACUUUGUCCAGGGUAUCCCCUACGGUCUGCAAUCCUCCCUGCUACCUGUCUAUCUGCGUGGAGCUGGCCAUUCCCUGACACGCAUUGGCUUCACCAAGAUCCUCUAUUUCCCAUGGGUCCUCAAGGUGCUUUGGGCUCCUUUGGUCGACAGGAUUGGCACAAAGCGCCGGUGGCUGGUGGCGACAGUGUCUGGACUGGCACUGACAUGCCUCUUCAGUUCUGUUCUUGCGCCAGAGAUGCACAUUUGGGGAGUAGCAGGGACCCUGCUUGCCAUGAACACCCUGGCCUCGGUUCAAGACAUUGCAGUGGAUGGUGCAGCCGUGGGGCUGUUGAAAGGUCGCGGGGAGCUGGGAUUGGGUAACACGGCCCAAGUUGUGGGCUACAAAGCUGGAUCGUUGUUUGCCGGAGGCGGGCUGCUGGCUGUGAUUGACGUGGCCGGGUGGAGUUGGAUGUUUUUGCUGCUAACUUUCGUGUACGCAGGUGUGGCCCUGUUUGUUUGGGGAGCUCCUGUGUUGGAUGAGGAAACUUUGAGGGGCCAGCAGGCGGAUGGUGGCAAAAGAGGAGGACAGGUAGUUGAUGCUAUGAGGCCAUGGAGUGUGUGGAGGAAGAUGCUGGCAGUCCCGGGCACUACUUGGACGGUCCUCUACGUGCUCACAUACAAACUGGGUGAGCAGGGUGCAGUCACUAUGUUUCCCUUGUUUCUUUUGGAUCACCACAUGACCGCCAGGGAGCUUGGCUUCUGGAACGGCGUCAUCGCCAUGGGUUUCUCCAUCUGUGGGUCAUCACUGGGAGGCUUGCUGCUCGCUCAGUUCAGCAUUGGUGCUCUGAUGCGCCGGGUUUUUGUCUUGCGGACUGUCAGUAUGGUCUUCCAAAGCUCUUUACUCACUGUGCUGGAACCGUCGCCACUCAUGAAAGGUAUGGCCAUCUUGAGUAUGAGCGCUCAGCACUUCCUGGGUGGUCUGAUCACCACGCUCACCUUUACGACCAUGAUGCAUUGCACUCAAAGGGCUGAGGAGAGCAUACAGGCAACCCACUACAGUUUUCUGGCCACUCUGGAGGUGCUGGGCAAGCUGACGUUCAGUGCUCUGGCCGGGUGUGUGGUGGACUGGUUUGGUUACCAAGUGGCCUUCCUCCUCUUCCUCACCCUCUCUGCUGGAACGGCCUUGCACGUGUGGACGGCGACCUUCACUGGUGCUCUCAGGGAACACCAACUCAAAGAGCAGCCGAAAUAAGUAUCAAGAUUUGGGCUCUAAGGCGUUUGGCUAAGUCCACACACAGGUAUUUUCAAAAUGUAUAAUGUAGUGUGUCACAUCUGCCAGCUUAGAAAUAUGUACAGUAUAUCGUACGGCGUGUUAAAAAAUUUGAAAUGUAAUCAUUAAUUGCUCAAAAAAAAAUUGAUGCACACAAGGCAUUGUAACACCAUUACGACAAUUGGAGAUAAAAUCUAACUAUUUACAGAUUAAAUAUUUAAAUGAGAUAAUUAAAAAAGUCUUUAACCUGGCUGUAGUUGUCUGAAAGCUUUGGUCGAAAUUUAAUAAAAAUAAGUACUUUUGAAAACUUACAUGUUUGUGGACGUGGUCAUAACAGGUGCUUUAAAGUCUUAAAAACAUGGCUGCUAGUAUCCAGAUGAACGUGGAUAUUAAAAAGAACCUUCAAAAAUGUUGUGACAUUGAAAUUAGUAUAUUUUUUAAAGAGACAUUUCUCUGUAACCCGUUUUAUUUUCUUAGCAAAUUCACUACAGUGUAAAAAAAAAACAUUGUGUGACAAGAGUGAUGAUUUUGCGUUAUUAGCGGAGGUUUGUGGUCUUACUGUACUCACUGUGCUGACAGUUGAGAUCCAGCAAAUUACAGCUCUUUAACUAAGCGAAGUAUUUUAUUUUUUAAUAGUCUUAACAUUAAGAGCUCUAGCCAAAAGCAAUAUUGCAAGCCUCCCUUGUGAUGCUCUAUGUAUGAAUAUGCAUUUAUCAUUUCUGUGGAUUACGGUUGUAGUAAUUGAGUGUACUACCUCGUAUCGACAAUGUAUGGUAAGACACACAAAAUGUGAAGUAACAGACGCACAAUGUUAACAAAGCAGCAACUGUCCACCAGAGAGGGUGUGUAGGAUGUCCAGAUGUAAAAAAAAAAAAAAAAGAGCAUUGCUUGACAGAUACUCAACUUGUAAGUUUGAGUCUGCACCUUCAGCUGUAGCACAACUCAACUUAUCACACUGCAUGGUGCCAUCUUAGAGACAUCUCAAUCAACUCAGCAAUAAGCCUGUUCUUUGAAACUUGAAAGACCGUUGUUACCCUUUUUUGUUACCUAAGGUUUGUUGGUUUAUCUUUUAAAAAAAAUAAAAAUAAGUGCACUGUAAUAUGUAAAAUGUCUUGUAACCCUCCACGGUACUGUAUACAAUGUAACUUGUCAGGCUUACCUGGGAUGUUUUCCUCGGAGGCUAAAAGUAAUGCAAACAAAUGUAUCAUAGCAAAGUUAGUCUUAGCUCUAAAGUCAGGAUUCAUUCUUAAAGUCAACUGCUUUUACAGCACAACGUUAAUGCAUGUCUACAAAGGAGUUUAAAGACAACAUUGAAAAUAAAUCAUAUAUAAUGACAAAAGUAGAAAUGACGUAAUACUAGGAGGGGAAAGUAUGACUUGUAUAUAUUUAUAUUAUGUGGAAAAAAAUUAGAAUAUAAGAAUUUGCCCACUUUAAGUAUAAAGUUUCACAAACAAUAAAACACUUGUUUAGUAUUUCUCCAUGUAUUGCAGCUGUUUCCCACAGUCCAAACACAUGCAUGCUAGUUUAAUUGGAGACACUAAAUUGUCCAUUGGUGUAGGGAUGGGCACUGUUCACAUUAGAAUCGAUACUCUACCAAUUAUCAGUACCUUAGACUCGAUGCCGGUACUUAACUGUUCCAUUUGUCUGUACCUUUGGGUCUGUUCAUGUUCGUUUAAUAAUACAAUUUCAUUUUUUUUAACAGUGAGUUGACAAUAACUGUGCUGUCCAGUUGUUAUAUUGUGAUUUCUUAGACUUCUGAAUCUCAUUUGCACAUAUUAUAUAGUAGACCUUGCCAUUUCAAAACGUUACAUGGCAGUAGUGUAUAGCCUACAGUGUGUUGACUAGCUAGAAAGUCAUCUUUGCCAUUAACUUGAUAGUCUUCUGUUGCACCCUAGAAAGUGUUAAUACUGUAAAUAUUGUACUUAUUACACAUCACAUGUUUGAUUGUAACGUGCAUCUUAGUUGUUGUUUUCAUUACCAAAAUUGGAGGUGUUAAAAAUCACCAUGAAAAAUGGCUAAUCAGUAGCAUGCAUACUUGCCAACCUUGAGACCUCCGAUUUCGGGAGAUGGGGGGGUCCUGUAUGGCUGUUGAUCAAGUAUGCCUUGCAAUCACUUGUGUGUGUGUGUAAAAGCCAUAUAUAUUGUGUGACUGGGCCGGCACGCUGUUUGAAUGGAGGCAAAGCGGAGGCUAUAGGCAGGGCCUUCCAGGCACGCCCCCAUUAUUGUUGUACGGGUGGAAAUCGGGAGAAAUUCGGGACAAUGGUUGCCCCGGGAGAUUUUCGGGAGGGGCACUGAAAUUUGGGAGUCUCUCGGGAAAAUCGGGAGGGUUGGCAAGUAUGGUAGCAUGUCCAAUAUAAAUUAGUAUCGAGCUCGCACAUUUUGAUUAUCAAUCAAUCAAUCAAUGUUUAUUUAUAUAGCCCUAAAUCACAAGUGUCUCAAAGGGCUGCACAAGCCACAACGACAUCCUCGGUACAAAGCCCACAUAAGGGCAAGGAAAAAGUCACCCCAGUGGGACGUCAAUGUGAAUGACUAUGAGAAACCUUGGAGAGGACCGCAUAUGUGGGUAACCCCCCCCCCCCCUCUAGGGGAAAUUAGUGGAGCUUACUGUACAUUCAAGUAUUUUCUAUCAGGCAUACUUGCUUUGUUGGUAUAGAAAAUUACAACAACAAGAGGCAGUCCGACUAAGUCUCUUCUGAGUGCUGCUUGAGUGCUUGUUUGCCCACCAAGUCUGCAACCGGACGGGACGUCACGUGCAACGAAGGUAUAAAAUACGACACCGUUUGAUUUUAUGUGAAUUGAUAUCUAGUAGAAUUCUGAAUUCAGUCGGUGAUGAUAAAAGUACAGAUUGGUACCCAUCCCUACACAGGUGUGAACGUGAGUGUGAAUUACUGUUUGUCUACAUGUGUUCUGUGAUAUCAGCUGGGACAAGCUCCAGCUCACCCGUGACCUGGAAUAGGAUACAUGGUGAAAAAAAAAAAAAGAAUUAUAUUUGGCCAGCCUCAGCAACUGCUCAGCUGCUAUAUUAUUGAUUUUGAAAAAAAAAAACCCUGCUUGUUGUGCUUUGGCCAUAAUACUUGUUUGUAGACAUCACGCCUACAAUUACUAUCGUUCCGUCAGUAAUCCUCUGACUUGUUGCAAAGCACAUCUCUUAGCUCAACUAUUGUCAGGUUUGCACAUAAAUAAAAUAAAGAAAACCACUGGGAGAAUUUGGCAAUUUUGUGUUUUUUAUUGUAGUGGUAUUUGUCUGAGUGGACAGAUCCCGUGGGGUCUUAAUGGAAGAAGACUUGAAUGUGGUGUCUGUACAGUGUGGCUGCCUGAGGGCCACAGGGCUGGAUAGGUUCUAUGUCACAGCAUCCACAUCCCAUGCAGCUCUAAUGACACAACAAAUGCUGUAAAGGGGGAUUAGGCAGGCUUACAC
Nerophis lumbriciformis (worm pipefish) is the source of this 4856-nucleotide messenger RNA. It is a transcript of the gene slc33a2, whose product is annotated as major facilitator superfamily domain containing 3. Gene Ontology annotation, cellular component: membrane. Lineage: Eukaryota; Metazoa; Chordata; Actinopteri; Syngnathiformes; Syngnathidae. The record is from RefSeq and is a predicted model, not a curated record. Gene Ontology annotation, molecular function: transmembrane transporter activity. Gene Ontology annotation, biological process: transmembrane transport.